AUGCUGUCGCGGUCUUCCCUUAGCCGCAAUGCGCCGCGCGCUCUCUCCGCCGGCCGUCGGGCCAUGGCCUCUGCUGCCAACCCGACCUUCCAGUACGACGUCUCCGAGGCUGCUGGUGUGAAGGUCGCCAACCGUGAGGUCAAUGGUGUCACCGGCACCUUGGCUCUGGUGGCCAAGGCUGGUUCCCGCUACCAGCCCUUCCCUGGAUUCUCGGAUGCUCUCGAGAAGUUCGCUUUCAAGUCCACAUUGAAGCGCUCUGCUCUGCGUAUCACUCGUGAGGUCGAGCUGCUGGGCGGUGAGAUCUCAGCGACACACUCGCGCGAAAAUGUCGUUCUCCAGGCUAAGUUCCUCGCCAACGACCUCCCAUACUUCACAGAGCUCCUGGCCGAGGUUGCCAGCCAGUCAAAGUACACUGACUACGAAUUGAGCGAGGUUGUUAGCGAUCUCCUCAAGCUCCAGCAGCAGGCUCACUCCGCUAGCUCCGAGUCCAUUGCCCUCGAUGCCGCCCACGGCGUUGCUUUCCACCGCGGUCUCGGUGCCCCCCUCACCCCCAGCCAGUCCACCCCUUACGAGAAGUACUUGUCUGGUGAUGCUCUUGCCAAGUUCGCCCAGUCUGCCUACUCCAAGUCCAACGUCGCUGUUGUCUCCUCCGUCCCCAACUCUGCUGAGGUCUCCAAGUGGGUUGGUCAGUUCUUCAAGGAUCUGCCCUCCGCCCAGGCUCUGUCCGCCCCUGCUACCAAGUACUUCGGUGGUGAGCAGCGUCUCCCCUCCAAGGCCGGUAACGCCGUUGUGAUCGCCUUCCCCGGCUCCAGCGCCUUCGGCACCGCCGGUUUCAAGACCGAGUCUUCCGUCCUGGCUGCUUUGCUUGGCGGCGAGUCCUCCAUCAAGUGGACUCCCGGCUUCUCGCUGCUGUCCCAGGCCACCCAGGGCUUCAACUUCCUCAAGGUUUCCACCAAGAACAUCGCCUACUCCGAUGCUGGUCUCUUCACCGUCACCCUGACCGGUGCUCCCGACCAGGUUUCUGCCGCUAGCAAGAACGUCGUCGACGCUCUUAAGAAGACCGCCGCCGGCGAGGUUUCCAGCGAGGAUAUCAAGAAGGCUAUUGCUCUGGCUAAGUUCCGCACUCUGGAGUCCAUCCACACUCUGGAGACUGGUCUCGAGGCCACUGGCUCCGGACUCAUCCACGGCAGCAAGGCUUACCAGAUCAGUGAAGUUGCCCAGGCAUUCGAUAGCGUCUCCGAGGAGCAGGUCAAGGCUGCUGCCGCAUCCUUCCUCUCUGGUAAGGCUACCCUGGUUAGCGUUGGUGACAUCCACCAGCUCCCCUACGCUGAGGACCUCGGCCUGACCGUUUAA
Molecule: messenger RNA, 1353 nt
Organism: Penicillium taxi
Lineage: Eukaryota; Fungi; Ascomycota; Eurotiomycetes; Eurotiales; Aspergillaceae
Product: ubiquinol--cytochrome-c reductase subunit 2
Exons: 4
Coding region: 1-1353 (450 amino acids)
Cellular component (GO): mitochondrion
Molecular function (GO): metal ion binding
Source: RefSeq, a predicted model, not a curated record